Molecule: messenger RNA, 2357 nt
Organism: Cynoglossus semilaevis (tongue sole)
Lineage: Eukaryota; Metazoa; Chordata; Actinopteri; Pleuronectiformes; Cynoglossidae
Gene: stambpl1
Product: STAM binding protein-like 1
Exons: 11
Coding region: 557-1834 (425 amino acids)
Biological process (GO): protein K63-linked deubiquitination
Cellular component (GO): endosome; membrane
Molecular function (GO): metal-dependent deubiquitinase activity; protein binding; K63-linked deubiquitinase activity
Source: RefSeq, a predicted model, not a curated record
GGGAAAAAAAUCUGGUUUCUGGUGCUCACCUGGAACUUACAGGUGAGCACCAGAAACCAGAUUUUUAAAACACCAGUUUUAAAAAUGAGUCAGAGUGAGACAUCACCCUCUGGUGUUUACUCUCCACUUCUCUCUGGAACCAGCGGCGCUUAGGCGCAUGUGCAGAGUGAGUCAUCUUUGUGCAGCGACGAUCUUUGAGAUCCCCAGCAACAUCAUCAUCUUCAUCAUCGUCACCAGUCGCUGCUGGAGCAGCAGCGGAGACUGCAGGAUCAUCACACAUUUACCCCGCUCCUUCACUCACUUCAGUCCGGGAACCAGAGUCCGGGAACCAGAGUCCGGGAACCAGAGUCCGGGAACCAGAGUCCGGGAUCCUCAGACCCAGUUUUGUGACCUGCGGUGUUUUUGUUUCUCCUCCUGGAGGUGUGUGUCUUCACCUUUAAGCAUGAUGGGAGAUGACAGAUGGAUGGGGAGUCGGCUGUGGUCCAGACAGUGACACACACACACAGACACACACACAAGCACACACACACACACACACACACACACACACACCAACAUGGACCAAGGCUUCAGUUUAAACUCUCUGAAGAAGCUGGCAGCGGAGCCUGACUACACUGACGUGUCACUGACAGCAUCGGUGCGAGUUCGGGCCCUGGCGAAGAUGGGCUUCAACGUGGAGAUGAACGAGGACAUCGCUCCUCGGCGCUACUUUCGCUCCGGCGUGGAGAUGGAGCGGAUGGCGGCAGUUUACCUGGAGGAGGGCAGUCUGGAGAACGCCUACGUCCUUUACAACAAGUUCAUCACUCUCUUUGUGGAAAAACUGCCGAAGCACAGAGACUACCAUCAGUGCAGCAUCCCCGAAAAACAGCUGAUCAUGAAGAAACUCCAGGAGGAGGCGUUUCCUCGUAAAGAAGAGUUGAAGAAACGUCUGGAGGAGAAGUACAGCAGAGAACACAGCGAGUACCUCAGAGCUCAGAGCCAGGCGCUGCUGGUCGACGGCUGCGGCCAGCAGCUGCAGCGCAUGUCGCUACUGGACGAGGACAGGAGGCGCUUCGUGCUGCUGGAGGGUGAGAGGCAGCGCGUCGCCGCUCUGCGACAGAUGCAGAUUGAAUCAGAACAGUUUCGAUAUUUUGAGGACCAGCUGAGACGUCAAGAACUGGCCAAUAGGAGAGGACAAGUGGAGCAAAUGGUGGAGAGUAUAGAGCCUAAGACUACAGAUGGGACUGACCGCUCUCAGAGGCCAAUCAGAGACAGCGUAGGACCCCAGGAGGCGGGUCCAAACAGGAAGAGGCCUCCUGUGUCUGUUAGCCAACCAGCUGCCACACUUGCUGCAGUACACACUCACAGAGUGGAAGGUCUGAGGCGGGUGGUGAUUCCCAGAGAUCUGACCUAUCGCUUUCUCCUAUUGGCUGAGGCCAACACGGCCAGAGGAAUCGAGACCUGCGGCAUUCUCUGUGGACGACUGACACACAACGAGUUCGUACUGACGCACAUCGUGAUCCCAAAACAGUCGUCUGGUCCUGAUUUCUGUGACAUGGAGAACGUGGAAGAACUGUUCAGUUUCCAGGACCAACAGAACCUGUUAACACUGGGCUGGAUCCAUACUCAUCCAACUCAGACGGCCUUCCUGUCCAGCGUGGACCUCCACACCCACUGUUCGUACCAGCUGAUGCUGCCUGAGGCCAUUGCCAUCGUCUGCGCUCCGAAACACAACGACACCGGCGUCUUCAGGCUAAGUGGUCCAGGAAUGUCCGAGGUUUCCGGCUGCAGACUCAAAGGUUUUCACCCCCACUCCAAGGAUCCUUCGCUGUCAGUCAAUGCUGUGCUUCAGUAAACACACCUGGGUUUGUGCUAACCUUAGCGAAGCUAGGCUAACCAUGUGAUCUGUCUCAUCUCCUCAGGUGUGUAAACAUGUGGUUGUCAGGGAGUCCAAAGUCAUCCUGCUGGACCUCAGGUGACAGACAGGGAGCGCUGUGACACAGUCAGUGCCUUCUCUCAAGGAAAAUCCCGUUGGAUUGGAGCUAAUUUGAAGACAGUUCAAAAAGUCAUUCAGGUUUUUAGUAAACUUAUCUUGAACUCAAGAUGGAGGACAGAGUGUUCAGCUCUGGCCUCUGAUUGGUGGAAGCAGAGCACGCCUACAGUCUCAGGACUAUGACAUCAUCAUUUUCAGUCAGACUGGAGCCUUUACACGAUGACAUGCAUCAUUUAUGUCCUGUGACAUCAUCAAAAGUCGGCGAUUCUUUCACUUUUACAAGUCAACAGAGAAUUUUAAAGUUUUAAAGUCUAAAAAGAUGAAACUGUUGUUCGUCUGUAGUUAAUACUGACUUUGGACUGAAUAAAGACAGACUGUCACGGUG